AUGUCGACUAGUUCGCGGAGACCAUCGCUACCUCCGAUGCCGGACCUGAAUCAUCUGACGGAAGAUGAACGGCUGGUCAUCGAAAAUGUCUUGCAGCGGCAGAAAGAAGAAGAAGAAAAGGAGCAAGACAUGAUACGGCAAAUGAAAGAUGAAUUUGAAAAUUAUCAGCAAUCUGUUUUAAAACUUAAUGAAGAGACCCUGAAGAACCUUCCAGAAGAUAUUGGUGCUGUCUGUCAGGUGUGCCAUAAGACCAAGUUCGCAGACGGUGUGGGUCAUAGCUGUCAUUACUGUAAUACCAAGUCAUGUGCUCGCUGUGGAGGUCGGAUUACUAUCAAGGGACCCACAAAUAAAGACCAGGUUAGUGUUGUCUGGUCUUGUAACUUAUGCCGCAAAAAGCAGGAAAUUCUGGCCAAAACAGGAGCAUGGUAUCAU
Messenger RNA from Lottia gigantea (owl limpet), 432 nucleotides. RefSeq lists its product as hypothetical. The annotation marks the transcript as partial. The record is from RefSeq and is a predicted model, not a curated record. Lineage: Eukaryota; Metazoa; Mollusca; Gastropoda; Lottiidae. Gene Ontology annotation, biological process: calcium ion-regulated exocytosis of neurotransmitter; regulation of synaptic plasticity; positive regulation of synaptic transmission. The transcript is spliced from 3 exons. Gene Ontology annotation, cellular component: presynaptic membrane; cytoskeleton of presynaptic active zone. Gene Ontology annotation, molecular function: small GTPase binding; transmembrane transporter binding.